AUGCAUUUAUGGGACUGCAAUCAGGCACGACGUUACUGUGGCAGUGAAACCAUCUUUUUUGGCAGGAGACGUUACGGUGUCCUGACCUUUCGCCUGACGCCGAUGCUUACCACGCAUGACUCUUUCGUUCAAGCAAUAAUAUGGUGUCUGCUGAAGGUUUAUGUCAAGGUUAACAAACUGAUCAUGCUGGACGUACCAUAUCGCACUGAGCUUCACCGUCGUCGUCAUAGAAUAUGGUGUCGCAGUCGUCCAUCCCUGCAGAUGAGUGCUCCCCUCACUCCUCAGCAGCGGCCGCCGGCGCCGUCAUCAACGUCGGCACACGGCCGGACCACCGGCCUCCGAACUUGCACUAAUUACCGAUACGGUUACACACCGACACCGACUCUAAGCUUCCACUAUCGUAGCGAAUUUAACGAUCGAAAUCUUCUGGAUAAUCCGUGCGCCUGUCCGUUCAGUUAG
This is a messenger RNA of Spodoptera exigua (beet armyworm), 459 nucleotides long. NCBI's taxonomy places the organism in Eukaryota, Metazoa, Arthropoda, Insecta, Lepidoptera, Noctuidae. The record is from the annotation of a GenBank genome assembly.